AUGCCACCCUUCCCGCGUCCUCCAUCGCGCUCUGCCAGUGGGAGCAUUCCCUUGCACUUGUCCAUGUCACACUCUCCUGUCGGCGCGUUCUCGUCGAGUCCAGCACGGAUCGAGCGGGCGGAGGGCGAGGAAAAGCUGAAGGAGCGCGGAGCUCUUGUCGCCCCGCGCUGGAAGGGCCAUCCCCGAACGGAACGCGCUCUCCCCUCCUCCACCCCUUCUGCCACUCUUCUCCGAAUCCCACCCUGCUUAUUCCCUCACGCGUGA
Messenger RNA from Fibroporia radiculosa, 264 nucleotides. RefSeq lists its product as uncharacterized. The record is from RefSeq and is a predicted model, not a curated record. Lineage: Eukaryota; Fungi; Basidiomycota; Agaricomycetes; Polyporales; Fibroporiaceae. The transcript has 2 exons. Bases 1 to 264 code for a protein of 87 amino acids.